This is a messenger RNA of Entamoeba nuttalli P19, 1527 nucleotides long. RefSeq names its product amino acid transporter, putative. The record is from RefSeq and is a predicted model, not a curated record. Lineage: Eukaryota; Evosea; Mastigamoebida; Endamoebidae. The transcript has a single exon. The coding region runs from base 1 to 1527 and encodes 508 amino acids.
AUGAGUGAAGAAGAAGAGAAGAACAUUAUUUGUGAUGAUACUUCUGUCUCUAACUAUGACACUAAACCACUAAAAAAAGAACAAGAGUUGUUAUUAAAUGAAAAAGAAAAGAAAGAAACUCAUUCAUAUUCUCAGGCUGCUGGAUUUGCUACUGUUAUUAAUUAUAUCAUUGGAACCGGUGUAUUUGGUAUUCCUUUUGCUUAUUUUACUGGUGGACUGCCAUUGUCAGCUAUUAUUUUAAUUGGUUUCUUUAUUAUUAAUGUGACAACUAUGAAUUAUUUAAUAGACUCUAUGGCUCGUUCAGAAGGAAGAAAAGAAAUUAAGGAAAAUGGAGGAGAGAAUGAGUUUAAUACAGUCCCAGUGAAUGAAUUAAAGUUUCGUUUAUUUGAUUAUACUACACUAGGAGAAAUGUGGGGUGGACAAUUUUUACGUUGGUUUAAUUUUGCUUGUUUAGUACUAUACCUUUAUGGGUCAUUAUGGGCGUAUGCUGCAACAUCAGUUAGUACUUUAACAACCUUAUUUUGGAUGAUUUAUGGAGAUACUGAGCGUUGUAUCGAAAGAAAAGGACAUUGGGAAUGUCAACUUGCAUAUUAUAUAUCAUUGGCAAUAUAUUCUAUUAUAGUUAUAUCACUAAGUUUCAUUGAUUUGAGUAAACAAGGAAAAUUACAAAUGGCAUUAACUUUUUAUAGAUUUUUUGCUUUUAGUGUAAUGUUAAUAACUUGUAUUGUACAAUUGAUUGUAAGUGGACCAAUAGAUUCUGAUAUAUCAUUUUUGUAUACUUUUAAAUGGGUUGGAUUUGGUACUGCAUUCACUCAUACUGCAUUUGCUCUAACUUGCCAUCAAAAUUUACCAGACGCUGUUACUCCAGUAAAUAAGAAGAAGUAUUUGUUUUACACUACAGCGGGUGCUAUGUUGUUGAGUGCAGCAUUUUAUUUUUUAAUUGGUUUUAUUUGUUCUUGGACAUUUGGAAGUGAUGUUUUGUCACCAAUUACUAAUGCAUGGUCAAAAUAUACUGGUUUAUCAGGAGGAUGGGGAAAAGGAGAAACACAGUGGUAUGCUUAUCCAAUUCAAUAUAUUGUUUUAUUAUUCCCUGUAGUUAAUUUAUGUAACUCAUAUCCAUUACUUGGAACAACAUUAUCUACAAAUAUUCAAACAUGUUUUACUUAUAGUUUCCGUGAAAAACAUAACAAAAUUACACAAUAUGCUAGUCUUGCAAUUGCCUAUCUUCCACCUUUAUUAUUGACAUGUGCAAUAGGAUCUUUGCAAGUUAUAUUUGAUGUUACUGGAUUAUUAGCAAUAUUCUUAGCUUUUACUAUUCCUGCAACAUUAGAAAUAUUAUCCAUUUAUAAAAAUAAGAAAGAUUUUGGUAAAGAUUCUAUAAAAACCCCAUAUACAUUUAAGGUGUUGGCUAAUUAUAUUCUUACUGGAAUAGUUGUUAUUGUCUCUUUCAUCCUCCUUGGAUUGUCAUUGUAUUUCUUAAUUGCCCAAUUAGUCACUCAGGAAGGACAAGAAUCAAGUUCAAACUAA